CUAUUGUUUGACAGUCAAACUCGGUCGGGCGAGUCGGCUGGUAGUUGUAGAUUGUACUGUGCGUUAUUAAUUUUUAUAACUUCGAAAUAUUAUUGUCGCAUAAAAGAUAAAUCUGUGUUUCUCAAAUAUACAUGUAAAAUCGCCGUACAGAGUUAUUAGCGUUCUGCUACUUGCUUAAAUUGCUGUAACGCAAAGUUUAGGAAAUCCUCACAAUGCCGCAUUGUUUUUAAUUUUGUUAAAAUGGUGAAAGAUGGACGUAGUUCUCGUUUUGUGUCUAUUUAGCGUGUCGCUUUAUAACGGAUAUGAGAGAAAAGCUUUCUAGUUCCGGAGCAAUAAUAUUUUUAUCACUUGCUUGAAUCCAUAUGAAAACAUGGCUAGUGAUGAAUCCAGUGUUCGAGUGGCUGUGAGAAUCAGACCACAGACAUCAGCCGAGGUUCUAGAAGGAUGUGGCAUCUGUGCGAGAGCAGGAGACGCUGCGGGGGAAGGUGGAGUCGCUCUCGGCUCAGAGAGGGCUUUCACCUUCGACUAUGCCUUCGAACCUUUGGUGGGCCAGCAGGAGAUUUAUGACACAUGUGUCAGAAAGCUCGUGGAAUCGGCCCUCGAUGGAUACAACGCAACUGUGCUUGCAUAUGGACAGACUGGCUCCGGAAAGACAUACACAAUGGGAAGUGGCUGGGAGGGGGAGGGUGACCUUGACGAGGACAAAAGAGGCAUAAUUCCUCGAGCAAUCCGUGACCUGUUCACUGGGGCUGAAGAGAGGGCAGAAGCUGCCCGCGCGCAGGGUCAACUUCCUCCCGAGUUUUCGGUCCAAGCGCAGUUCAUUGAGCUUUACAAUGAAGAUAUUGUGGACUUGUUAGACCCCGCGAAGGAUCCUUAUGCGAAGGGUAAUUUAAAAAUAACAGAAGAUGGUUGCGGUGGAGUAAGGAUAAUUGGAGCGUCCAUUCGAGCUGUCAGAGGCGCCAAAGAAGCCCUAGGAGCACUCCGUGCCGGUGCGUUAGCCCGCACCACAGCAGCAACGAACAUGAAUUCGUCAUCAUCAAGAUCUCAUGCGGUUUUCACACUUCUCCUAAGACAGAGAAGACUGGCAGAUCACGAAGGUGUGAAAGAGAUGGAGACAGAUGCCGAUGCUCCCGAGCAGUAUGAGACGUUGACCGCUAAGUUCCAUUUCGUGGAUCUAGCUGGUUCAGAACGAUUGAAAAGGACAGGAGCUACAGGAGAACGGGCCCGUGAAGGUAUAUCAAUAAACUGCGGUCUUCUGGCGCUAGGGAACGUCAUAUCAGCAUUGGGAGACAAGUCCCGCAAAGUGAUGCAUGUUCCAUAUCGGGACUCUAAACUGACAAGACUUCUGCAGGAUUCUCUUGGAGGUAAUAGCAACACAGUUAUGAUAGCGUGCGUAUCACCCAGCGACCGCGACUUUAUGGAGACGUUGAAUACGUUAAAAUACGCGAACAGAGCCAGGAACAUAAAGAACAGAUGUGUGGUCAACCAGGACCUGACUUCGAGGACCAUACACCAACUGCGGCAAGAAGUUGCCAGGCUGCAAUUGGAGCUGACUGAAUAUAAACAGGGCAAACGCAUCAUAUCAGAAAACGGUGAAGAAGGCUGGAGUGACGUAGUUCAAGAGAAUGCGAUUUUGCAUAACGAAAUUGAAUCUCUACGACGAAGACUGCAUGCCCUGCAGGGGACGGUAGACAAGCUGUCUGCUAGAAAUAGUGAACUCUUGGCUGAAAAGGCCUUGGGAGCUUGGGGACCGAAAGAGGGCAACCCUGACGCGUCUGAGUGCAAUCUUACGGCUUUAGUACAGGGUUACGUAUCAGAGAUAGAAGACCUUCGGGCUCAGUUAAUGGAAGCAAAUGCGUUGUACGAAGCUAGCAGACGACGCGAAGCAAGGACCAGACACGAUUCUUCUGUUCUCGAUACUUCUACCAUCAUUGACGAUGCGAAACGAGAACUUUAUAAGGAGAAAGAGUUGUUAGCACGCAGUAUGGGUGAAUUAGAAUUCCAACGUAAAUUAACAGAAGUGCCAGAGCCUUUUGGGGAGAGGGAACGAGCUGAAGGCGAAAGUGCUGGUGAUUCUGAACCCUCGGAAGAAGAGGAGAGUGAUUCUGAAGAGGACAAUGAGAUGAAAGGUCAACAACUCCUAACGGCGCAGCUAGCGGCCUUAAGUGAAGAUAUCGACACGAAGGCUCGAUUAGUGGACCAAUUAGAGGCAUCUCAAAGGAGAUUGGCCGCGCUGCGUACACAUUACGAACAAAGACUGGACCAUUUGCAUCAGCAGAUCAAAGCUACGGGAGAGGAAAGGGAUAAAGUUCUUGCGUCUUUGGCCUCCCAGUCAACCCCGCCCAGUGAUAAACUCAAACGUGUGAAAGAAGAAUACGAAAGACGGGUCUCCAGCAUGUCCCGAGAGUUGAGGCGACUUCAAGCAGCUCAGAGGGAACACGCCAGACUUCAGAAAUCCCAACAGCACACCGCACACCAGAUUCACUCUCUACGGAACGAGCUGCAGAAUUUGAAGCGAGAUAAGGUGAAACUAGUACAAAGGAUGAGGAUGGAAUCAAAGAGACACGCCCAAGCAGAAGCAGCUAGAGCCAAAGAAGUAGCCCAGCUACGAAAAGAAUCUCGCAAAAAUGCCAACUUAAUAAGGAACUUAGAAGCAGAGACCAAACUUAAAGAACAGGUGUUAAAAAGGAAACAAGAAGAGGUUUCACUACUCCGUCGCGGGCACAGAGAUAAACUCAGCAGUAGGGCAGCUGGGCGACUGCAUGAUCGCAAUCGUGGGCGAGCCCGUAUGACAGGCCGUGAAGUGUGGUCGCGUUUGGAAUGUUGGUUAUCCCGCGCCUGCGCAGCUCGUACUACGUUAGCAGAGUUGGAAGUGACCCUAGAACACCAGUUGAAACAGAGAGACACCGUUGGAGCCUCACAGGUCAACGACCCGGACUCGAAGGCUCUACUCGCCUACUUAAGAGGAGCUAUUGCGGAAACACAGUCGCAGAUAAUGCAGAUUGAGGAAGAGAACGAAGAAAACGAGCUCCCUCGGGUGCUGGAACAGAUAGAGUGUGAGGCUGCAAGAUACACGUUAGAGAGAUUGGCGGCUGUGGCCUUACAACACGCCCAUGAAUCGGCAAGAAAUGGCAAGACUCUUCUCGACACUCGGGCUAGACUUGCUGAGGUGGAAGAGAAAUGUGAACAGACAGCCAGUGCAUUGCGUGCCGCUGACGAAAAUAACUUGAAUCCGUGGAACAAUUCGCAAGCUUUUGCUGCUUUGUUAGCUCAUGUCUCUUCUGGUACUUCUACAAGAUCUGUCUCACCUGUUGACAGUUCGCUAUUAGACACUCGCCCUCCAGUGCUCGGUGUGAGAGAAACAAACACUGCGCCUGCGUCGCCGCCUGAUGAUAAUUCUCCAUUCCAAAGAAACACUGUACGUCGUGGGUCUGUUCGUCUGCGGGACUUAGGUGUAUACAGUCGGGAUGAGAACGUAGACCCGAUGACCCAGUCUUUAGUGGAACCGACGUCUCCAAAACCAGUGCCUCUCAGCAGAGUUCCCAGUGCGCCCGGUAGUCUCAGAGGACUACAACCAAUCAACUCACAGUUGUCAUCACCAGUAGCCAAUCGCCGAGCGCCACCCGAGAGCCCCCGGCCAAUCAGAAGACAGCACUCUUUGGCGAAACCAGCUUCUUUAGAUGCGAGUGGAGCGUCUGAGAAUACUCCACCGGCGUCUCCAAGUGCAGCAAGACGGGCGCGGGAUGAAGACGUAUUCCAAAGACUGGCUGGAGUCGCCUCUGAACAGGCGCCUACUGGGACCGUAAAAGUUCUCUCUCUUAAGCAACGCCUAAGCACAUGUGCAAUGGGCGGUGGCACAUGGCUGCAAUGUACGCACGUGGCUGAGGGUCACGUUGGGGCCGUAUCAGCUCUUGCAGCAGUGCCUAAUGCUCUAUAUAGUGGAGGAGUAGAUCGCACAGUCCGCGGUUGGGAUUUGAACGUGGGUCGGGAGGCGUGGCGAGCGUGGUGUGGGUACGGGGUCAAUGCCCUCAGCGCGGGUCAGGGCGUGACUGGACAUGACUCUAGGGUGGUUAUCGCGGCAGCCGGAUGCGCUGUCAGACUCUUUGAUACCAGGAGCAACGCACCAGUGGCUACUCUAUGGUCUUCCGGUGCAGCAGGUGCAAACCAAGCCCUAACUCGCAGCGUCGAAUCCAGUAUCACAGCAAUUGCGUUGACUGAACCACAAAUACUCUACACGGCUGCGGGAGACAAAUUACGCGUUUGGGAUUUACGAAUGCUGGAAUGCGUGUACAAGACAUGGUCAGGCCAUACAGCCCCCGUAAUGUGUAUGGUCCGAAUGUCUUUGCCCCAAUGCGAUCGUCUCGCCACGGGCUCUAAAGAUCACUGCGUACGCGUCUUUGAUUGGACACAUGUUAAUGGUGUAUGGGAAGCGAGCAACCGCCGUCUCCUGGAACCGCCCCACUACGAUGGCGUACAGGCUCUGGUGCUGCGAAACAGCUCCAGUGGAGGGGAACUGCUGUACAGCGCUUCCAGGGAUUCCAGUCUUAAGUGCUGGAGGCUCUCUGAUAACACGCUGGUUCAUAGUGUAAUGAACGCCCACAAAGGCUGGGUGACCGGCAUUUGCGGAGUGGGGGGACUCCACAACACUGGUGGGUGGAUCGCCAGUUGUGGUCGCGAUCAGGCCUUGCGUCUUUGGAGUCCCUCGCUGAAGCCGGCAGCGCCGCCUGCCCCCUUGCCGGACUUGCCUCACGCACUCGCCGCCUGCAGUGCCACCGGAUCGCUUUAUACCGCUGGAAGCGGCGGCGAAGUGCGCGCCUGGAGAGUUCUUCUCGACCCGUGAGCGACACACACAGACACAAACACACUUUCUCACACAUACACCACACAAAUUUAAACUCAUUUUUUUUUUUCAAUUUUCCAAAAUUUUUAUAACACUACACAAUUCGCUCCAAUUAUUGGCCACAAUGAAUGUUAGGUAGCGGACGCGUACGCUGCUUCCGUAUACUUGCAAACAGAUGACAUUCGGAAACCACAGGACCUUCAACACCAACUCGUCGAGCAUGGAGGUGACGGAAUUCGGAUAAAGAUAUCCAUUCCAGCAGUUCCUACUGAAUUUACUGUUUUGACUCGAAAGAUUUCGGGAUAUGACUUUCGACUAAAUAUGAUAUAAUUAAAAUAUCGUCUCGUCAAUUAAUCAAGUCUUAACAUUCCUUGUGUAUAGAGGCUCUAAAUCAAAAGACAGAUUUAUUUAAUUAAAGCGUGUACUUUUUCAUAUACGAAUUAUAGUCCAAACAUUUAAUGGCGGUAGAUCAGAAAAAACUUUUAACUCUGUCACGAUUUGGUUGAAACUCUAAUUUGAUCUCUAUUGGCUAAGGUAGUAUAAGUUGAUUGAUGUAAUAUUCGAACCUUGCUUUAUGUACUAUGUACAUUAAGCUAAAUGGCCUUCAAUAGAAAAUAAAAUUCAGGCGGUUUUUUUAUCUUAACGCCUUCGCUUAGCGAUAAACUGUGAUUAGUCCCAAAAUGAAACUUAGAUAUUAAAUUCAUAGGGUGAAAAUUUGUAUUAAUCAUUAUCUUAAUAAUAUAUAUAAAUUUAUCAAUAAUAGCGUGUUUUUAAUUUGGUUGGCGUCCUUUUGCGAACGCAAUCGUAGUUAUAUGUGACAAUUAUAUAUUCUAAUAGCCAAGCUUUUGCCAAAUUUUACGCACAAGACCUCAUUUCUUUUAUCAAUGUUUAGAACACAUCAUUAAAUCGGUCUUAUAACAGUAUUAUAACUUAACUACUCGCUGUCUCUUUCUAAUUACUGUGAUGAAAGAGACAGCCUUAGUUAAGCGUGAUAAGACUUUUAGUUUCUAACCAGUUUUUGUAUUAGAAUUUUAACUAUGUAAUCGAUAAAUAUAAGUAGAGUUGACAAAAUGUAGUCUGUGAUGGAUCAUCAAUUAUAUUUUUAUACAUUCCUGCGCUACGGGUAGAUAUAGCGAUUUUUAGAUGUAUGUUUUAUUAAUAUUUACACUCUGGAGGUGAAUUGGUAUAAUUAAUAAUAAUUUUAUAAUCUAUAAUAAAGUACCUAAUAGCUAGAGGUAUCUUUAAGACGUUAUUAGGUCAUCCUUUUGAAUACCUUUGCCCACGUCCGAAAGAAUUAAAAUAACGUCUAUUAAACAAUGAGGCUAAACUAAUAAAGACAAUUUAAAUUUCAUUGUGAAUAACCAAACAUACCUAUUUUAAACAGUAUUAUUUUUGUGUCUGUGUUCAUUUUUCUGUUUUAUCUAGAUUAUUUUUAAAGGCUAUGCUUAUUGAGUGAUUAUCUAGGUUUUAAGUUAAUGAUUUAUAUUUGUUAAGUAAAAUAUUUAGCUGGAUUUUAUUGUUAUAUGAUUUUAUCUAUAGGAAUUCAUGCAAUGCUUUUUUAGCUCGAUUGAAUCUCUUCAGCAUUAAUUACUAGUCAAGUCUAGAACGAAAUAUUUUAAAUUGUUUUAUUCGAUGAAUUUUAAGCUUAACAAUAGAUAAAAGUAAUAUCUAAGUGCAUCAGACAAUAUAUUUUUAGCGUAUCUAAUCAGUGUUAUAUUGCUAUAGAAAAUAUUAAUAAUGAAAUUAUUUUAUUCGCAAUUAUACAAUUUUCGGUUUAAUUUGCUUGUUUUGAAUUUUAUUUGGAGAAUAUGCUAAUAAAUUUGAUACAAAAUAA
Molecule: messenger RNA, 6674 nt
Organism: Pieris napi
Lineage: Eukaryota; Metazoa; Arthropoda; Insecta; Lepidoptera; Pieridae
Gene: Klp31E
Product: kinesin-like protein KIF21A
Exons: 30
Coding region: 371-4840 (1489 amino acids)
Biological process (GO): mitotic spindle organization; microtubule-based movement
Molecular function (GO): microtubule binding; microtubule motor activity; ATP binding
Source: RefSeq, a predicted model, not a curated record